AUGGAAUUACUGCCGUGUCUACUAGUUUUCUUCCUCUUGCAUGUCCCGUUGGCCUGUCCUGCGCCGAGCGGCAUCCGCGCCACCCUCACCCACGUCGACUCCAAUGGCGAGUUCACCGCGUCGGAACGCUACCGGCGCGCCAUGCGACGUAGCCAGCACAGAAUGGAUGCCAUCGGAGAAAUGCUUACGGUCUCCGGCAUCGACGCCCGAGCCACGGUGCACGACGGUUUGGGCGAGUACAUGAUGGACCUCGCCGUCGGCACGCCGGCUCUGCCCUUCUCGGCCAUCAUGGACACCGGCAGCGACCUCGUCUGGGCUCAGUGCCAGCCAUGCGUCGAAUGCCUCCCCCAUUCGGCUCUUCAGUACGAUCCCUCCAAUUCUUCUACGUACUCAGCGUCGCCGUGCACCGAUUCCUACUGCACGGCCCUUCCUUCCACAUGCACGACGGCGUGUAUAUACCACUACGACUAUAUGGACUCCUCCUGGACCGAGGGAGUGCUCUCCACCGAGACCUUCACCUUCGGCUCCGGCGAUCCCAUCCCCGAUAUCACGUUUGGUUGUGGGUACAACAACUCUUUCAAUACCCCCUUCUACAGCUCCGGCCUCGUCGGACUCGGCCCGGGGUCGCUGUCUCUGGUGUCGCAGCUCGGCUUCGGGAAGUUCUCCUAUUGCCUCACCUCGAUCGAUGACCUGUCUUCUACCGGCACUCUACUGCUCGGAUCUUACGCAGACUUGAAAGAACCGGCAUCCGCGAUUCGAUCGACGCCACUGGUUGCUGAUUCCUACUACUUCCUGGAUCUGCGAGGGAUGUCAAUCGGUGCAACCCUGCUGCCGAUUCCAUCCGAUACUUUCGCUAAUAAUAUCUUCAUCGACUCCGGCACUACUUUCACAACUCUGCCACGAGCUGCUCUCGAGCUCGUCCAACAAGAACUCCGGUCUGUGGUGGAUCUGCCACCCGCAAACGAUAUCCCAUGGUUUGACACCUGCUUCCAGUUGAAAUCUGGCGAGGUUCCCCAGCUGCCGGACAUGACAUUCCACUUCAGUGGCGCCGACAUGGUUUUGCCGAUGCGCAACUACAUGGUCGUGGACAUGGAGGCGGGAGUGAUGUGCUUGGCAAUGAAUCCCAGCAGUGAUCCCGUGUCGAUCUUUGGCAACUUCCAGCAGCAGAACAUGCACAUACUCUACGACGUCGCCGGGAAGACGCUGUCCUUCGCGCCGGCACAAUGCGAUAAGCUGUGA
This is a messenger RNA of Musa acuminata subsp. malaccensis (wild Malaysian banana), 1239 nucleotides long. Its product is annotated as aspartic proteinase nepenthesin-1-like. Lineage: Eukaryota; Viridiplantae; Streptophyta; Magnoliopsida; Zingiberales; Musaceae. Gene Ontology annotation, cellular component: extracellular region. The record is from RefSeq and is a predicted model, not a curated record.